Leucoraja erinaceus (little skate) is the source of this 1947-nucleotide messenger RNA. RefSeq names its product phosphoenolpyruvate carboxykinase, cytosolic [GTP]-like. Gene Ontology annotation, cellular component: mitochondrion; cytosol. The transcript has 9 exons. Bases 16 to 1932 code for a protein of 638 amino acids. Gene Ontology annotation, molecular function: phosphoenolpyruvate carboxykinase (GTP) activity; manganese ion binding; GTP binding. NCBI's taxonomy places the organism in Eukaryota, Metazoa, Chordata, Chondrichthyes, Rajiformes, Rajidae. The record is from RefSeq and is a predicted model, not a curated record. Gene Ontology annotation, biological process: gluconeogenesis; propionate catabolic process; response to starvation.
UGCCGUGUGAAGAACAUGCCAUUUGUGGAAACUUUCCAAAUGUGGUGGUACAAAUAUUGCACCUGCAACGUGGAGGAGGACGAAGAGCCCCUCCUCGCCCUGAACAUGGUUCAAGGUGAUCUGAACAACUUGAGCCCUGGUGUGAGAAACUUUGUGGAAGAAAGUGCGAAGCUGUGUCAGCCAGCCAGCAUCCACAUCUGUGAUGGAAGCGAGGAGGAGAACGGGCAGAUUCUGGCCAUGAUGGAGGAACAAGGAAUGAUCAAACGCCUACGCAAGUACCACAAUUGCUGGCUGGCUCGCACCGACCCCAAGGAUGUUGCUCGUGUGGAGAGACAAACGGUGAUUGUCACCCCUGAACAGCGGGAUACCGUUCCCAUAGCGAAGAACGGAGAGAGCCAGCUGGGCCGAUGGCUGUCCGAGAAGGAAUUUGAGAAGGCCUUCACCGCACGAUUCCCAGAGUGUAUGAAAGGCCGUACGAUGUACCUGAUCCCGUUCAGCAUGGGGCCCGUGGAGUCGCCUCUGAGCAAGUUUGGCGUCCAGCUCACGGACUCGCCCUACGUUGUAGCCAGCAUGAGGAUCAUGACACGUAUGGGAGCGGCUGUGCUGGAGGCGCUGGGCAGCGGCCAGUUUGUGAAGUGUCUCCACUCAGUGGGCUGUCCUCUACCACUGAAGAAGCCACUGGUCAAUAACUGGGCCUGCAACCCGGACCUCAUCCUGGUCGCCCACAUUCCUCAGCGCAUGGAGAUCACUUCAUACGGGAGUGGCUACGGCGGCAACUCGCUGCUGGGGAAGAAAUGCUUUGCCCUGCGCAUUGCAUCGAGGAUGGGCAGGGACGAGGGCUGGCUGGCUGAACACAUGCUGAUCAUGGGUGUGACCAACCCCAAAGGCCAGAAGAAGUACAUUGCUGCCGCGUUCCCCAGCGCUUGUGGCAAAACUAACAUGGCCAUGAUGAAGCCCACACUGCCCGGCUGGAAGGUGGAGUGUGUGGGAGAUGACAUCGCCUGGAUGAAGUUUGAUGAGCAAGGAAUCCUGAGGGCAAUCAACCCAGAGAACGGCUUUUUCGGCGUUGCCCCCGGGACAUCCGUGAAAACCAACCCAAACGCUAUGAAAACCAUCCAUGAGAACACCAUUUUCACCAACGUGGCAGAGACCAGUGAUGGUGGCGUUUACUGGGAAGGAAUCGACGAAACCCUUCCUCCCCACAUCACAGUGACUUCCUGGAGGAACAAAAGGUGGACGCCAGAAGAUGGGGAACCUUGUUCACACCCCAACUCCAGGUUCUGCUCUCCUGCCAGCCAGUGCCCAAUCAUGGACCCAGACUGGGAGUCUCCCGAUGGCGUUCCCAUUGAAGCAAUUAUCUUUGGAGGGCGGAGGCCGAGAGGUGUCCCUCUGGUGUAUGAAGCGUUCAACUGGCAGCACGGAGUUUUCAUCGGAGCAGCCAUGAGAUCCGAGGCUACUGCUGCAGCUGAGCACAAAGGUAAGGUCAUCAUGCACGACCCUUUUGCCAUGAGGCCUUUCUUCGGGUACAACUUUGGCAAGUACCUGUCGCACUGGCUCAGCAUGGAGCACAGGCCCCAGUGCAGACUUCCCAAGAUCUUCCACGUCAACUGGUUCCGCAAGGACAAGCAGAACAACUACCUGUGGCCCGGCUUUGGUGAGAACUCGCGGGUCCUGGAGUGGAUGUUCCGUAGGAUCGAGGGAGAGGACUGCGCCAAGCUCUCUCCCCUUGGCCUCAUCCCCGCUGAUGGUGCCCUGAACCUGGAGGGCCUGAACAAUGUGAACAUGGAGGAGCUCUUCAGUGUCGAGAGGGAGUUCUGGGAAGAGGAAAUAAGAGAAAUCAGGAGAUACUUUGAUGAGCAAGUCAACGACGACCUUCCCAGUGAUGUGGCCAAUCAGCUGGAGCAGUUAGAGCAGAGAAUAAGUGACUUGUAACCAGGGCCUUGCCAA